Molecule: messenger RNA, 2487 nt
Organism: Wyeomyia smithii (pitcher-plant mosquito)
Lineage: Eukaryota; Metazoa; Arthropoda; Insecta; Diptera; Culicidae
Exons: 2
Coding region: 116-1171 (351 amino acids)
Source: RefSeq, a predicted model, not a curated record
UCGCUUCUUCCGAACAGCACGUACAAAACUCUGUCUCCACAAACAAGUGAUCUGCGCGCUGCCGUUCCUUUGUUUAGUUCUGCUACAUUGGCUUUCUUUUUGAUUGUGCGAAGAAAUGGAAGGCAAUACCAUUGCAGCGCAGCUGCGAAAGGCUAACUCUGAAGGUGGACCUUGUGUGAUGCGUGUUAACACGGCCGUGAUUGACUUUGCAUCCUGUGUCCCGCGCCCCCCGAUACGUGAAGUCGAAAAAAUAAUCAAAAGUGAAAUGAGAAUCAAUAUCGAUGAAGUGGAUAGUAUACAAAUGCAUCAUGUGCGCAAUUGUGUGCUGAUAACAUUCAAGCUACUCGAUGCCGCUGAAAAAUUUAUAAACGAAAAUAACAUGAAACAUCGCAUUCGGAAUGAGCAGUUAAACUAUUUGAUUCCGGUGUAUAUGGAAGACAAUGCUAUUGAUGUACGCAUCCAUGACCUUCCAAGGGCGUUUAGUCCGAGGUCAAUAGAACGUGUGAUAGGCGAGUAUGGAGAAGUUUUGUCUAUUAGACACGACACGUGGAAAAACUUCUUUCCGGGAGUUUACAAUGGCGUACGUAUUGUGCGUAUGCGUUUAACCAAACCAAUACCGAGUUUUGUCACAUUUGCCGGUCGAACCUACUCCGAACAAAGUUUGGUUACCUACAAAAACCAACGCGCAACUUGCCAAUGGUGUGGCUUAGAAGCUCAUCCGGGAAACCCCUGCAACAAAGCGGUACAACACAGUUCGUCAUCCUCGACAGCCAACGACGAAAAUAGAAGUAAACAGUCAUCAAAGAAAUUACCAUCAACGGAAACAACGAAGACAACAACACAAAAUCCAAAUGCGAAACUGCCAACAACUAAAACAGCAACGGAAAAAACAUCGGUCCAAGAUACAUCAGCGCAAACUAAGGACAACUUACCUGAUACUGAUGCCAUCGAGUUUAAAGAGAUAAAACGAAGACUCCGAAAGUACAAAACCUCGAAUGGAAGCGAUAGCGAGAUGUCAGCCAGCGAGAACGACAUGAUUUGCUCUGACCCGGAGGCAGGCAAGAAUAUUGGUUCACCUCCCCGGAAAAGGACCACGACGCGCAGUAACAACCGAAAUGGCCCAACAACAAGAAAACCAAAUGCAACAAAUAAUAAUAUACAGCAGCAGUAGCGUUUUUUAUUUUAUUUUUUGUAUCUGGCACCGUAAACCUAGAGGUAUUGUGCCGUGUCAAAUAAACGAGUUAAUAAAAAAAAUAUAUAAACUGAAAGGAUGUCACCUGCUUAACGUGCAAUGCACCCCCCGUGGUAGUUUACCGGCAUAACUGUACUCCUCUGGCAAAUCGCACAUCUUCGCCAUUUGAUCAGUUUACGCGGUCGCGCAUUGGUAGAAAAAUGUCAACCGAUGUUUUUAUUUUCACUCUGAUAGUGCACCUGCCGCCGCGAAUGGAAUAAAAACUAAAACUAUCAUGCUACGCCAAUCCGAUACGCGGCGAUUCUUCGGAAAUUUUCCCACUCAGAAGCGGCUCAAUGUGGCCACCGCGGCAUUACUCCUUCGCGAAUCGAAAGCGCAACAUCAAAGGUACUGCACUGGAGGACGGGGUGCGGCGAUGCUCUGCUAAUAACAGCUUAAAACCGUGUUGCAUAGUGGUACGAGAGGCGUUUCGUGCUGGCUAAACUGCUGUUGCAAAAUGGGUUUACUUAACCUCCAAAUUAUUCGAUUCGAUGCCUUCUUCUCCAUGUAAAUAAAAUUUCCGGCUACGGGCCUGUGUCCAAUUGUAUUCUAGUAACGUUCCGUGACAUCUCAUUAUACGCUGUUCUAUAGAGGCAUAACGCGGUCAAUUCCAUUCAAUCUGGACAUGAAACUGAUAAAUCUUUCGGAUGUUUUAUCGCCGUCUUUCUUUGUUAUAUGUGAGCAUGUGACGAUCGACGAUCGAUGAAAAAGACUCGAGUGGAUGGCUUCUUGAUCCAGCCAAAAAUCGAACCACCAGAAGAAGAAUAGCGCAAGCAAGUGAAAGACAGCGAACGAGAGCGACAAAGAGAGAUGCGGCGGCGCGUCCAAUCGGAACGCAUAUCGGGUGCGCGGUUUCGCUGUUUAGUGAGUCUAAUGGAUGGCAAACACGAGGAAUGGGUUUCUUUUGAUUAGAAUCGAAUCGCUUAAUUCGCCUGUGAACCAACAUCGGCGGUAGCAGACGCGGCCAGCCACACCGACUGCCAGUUGUUUGAUUCAAUUUGCAGCAAUUUUCGGCUCUCGAAUUGGUUUUCCAAUUCGGUCAAUGGGAUGCCGCUGGCUUUUUAUCUACGAUUCUUCAAUUUCGCCCAUAUCCUACAUUCUUCGUUGGCUUUAUCCACAAACUAGAACCGAGGGGGCUCGUGCUGUUCUAUUUAUUUAUUUAUUUGACACAGACUUCACAGUCAGGUUGGGAUUUAAACAUUAGAUUGAAUAAUAUUUUUUGCUCGAACAUCGUCUGCUAUCAAAAUUCAUAACUC